GGCCGGCACUAAUAAAGACCGGGACCGAACCGCAGCUGCAGUAACUUCCACCGCAGCUAGAGCUCCGGAUGGUCAACUAGACGUGCAGCUCGGCAGUUCCGUGGACGUUAGCCGCAGCGUUCCCCUCGCCGCAGCCUCCGGAGAGGAGACCGAUCCUCACUUCUCAGAGAAAUGUCCGAUCCAGCUCAGCCGCCCACUGAAGGGGCAGAAGGGGCAGAAGGGACUGCCCCAGGUGGGGGCCCCCCCGGCCCUCCUCCUAAUACGACCAGCAACAGGCGACUACAGCAAACCCAGGCACAAGUAGAGGAGGUGGUGGACAUCAUGCGUGUGAAUGUGGACAAGGUCCUGAAGAGGGACGAGAUCCUGUCGGAGCUAGAUGACCGAGCGGACGCCUUGCAGAUGGGAGCGUCACAAUUUGAGAGCAGUGCUGCCAAGCUCAAGAGGAAGUAUUGGUGGAAAAACUGCAAGAUGAUGAUCAUGCUGGGGGCUAUCUGUGCCAUCAUCGUGGUAGUUAUUGCAAGAUGAAGUUCCAGCUUGAAAGCCUAUCAGUGUCAGCCCACUAGCCCUGGUCAGCGUGUUCAGUGGUUAGAGCACUGGCCUGCACAUCGGAGCGUCAGGGAUUCGAGUGCCUGUUGGGCUCAUACCUGGGUUGCAAGUUUGUUCCCCAGCUCCAGUUGGGGGUGGGAGGCAACCCCAAUCUCUUCUCUCCUCCUUGCUCUCACCCCUCCUUUCCACUCUAUACAAGUCAAUGGAAAAAGUAUUUUCACUCCUCGGGUGAGGAAAACAGAAAAGUGUCAGCCCACUAAUAGUAGUGGAGGGUUUGAGGUUCUGGUGUAAUUAGGCUGCCUGUUUUCCCCCAUCUCACCCUUUACCAUUUACUAAGUAGGUGACCUCGGGCAAAUUACUUAACAACUGUGAGGGCCAGUUCACUCAUUAAUGGGAGUCAUGCUAAGACCUGUGAUCAUACAUCUCAGUGCUUAGUAUAGUGCUUAAUUUAUGUAAAUGCUCAGUAAAUACAAUUACUUCUCAAGCUUUAGGCCACUUCCCAGAUUUCCCACACACUCUUGGUUCUAGCUGUGCAGUUCCUGAGUCCUCUUUAGGCUGCUUCCUACUUGGCCUUCACACAUGCCGUUCUGUCUGUCUUGGUGUUUCCUUGUCCCUCGAGCUAGCUAACUUGGUUAUCUUCCCUGGUCACCUUCCCUGCCUGCCUAGUCGGUCCCUCCAAGUGGACUAAGCUCCUUGGGGGCAGGAUCAGAAGUUACCCAGCCUUCAUCUCCAGCACACCACCUGCUGCCCUGGCACCUGGCGUGCUGGUCUCAGGAUGUGUGGUGGCAGCUAUGGAGGCUGCUGCCCUGGAAAGAAGCUGAGACUGUGAAUGAACAUAGUGUAGUGGGAAGCAGAACGAGACCAAAGAUGAGCUGGAGGCAGGAGAGCCACAAGCCCAGGGUAGAGGUGGGAGAGGAGGGUACCUGGUGGGGCAGCCCAGGCACUGGUCACAAUGGGCUCAUCCAGGGAGAUGUGGGCGACCUGACAGGUGUAAGUGGCACCAGCAGAGCCAGGUUCUGCCGUCAGGGAGGAGGAGAUGCUGUAGGUGCCCUCUGGGCUUUGCCGGAGGCUGGAGAAGGAGGUAUCAGAGACUGGGACCGGGGCUCCACCCAGUUCCUCUCGGGUCCAUGUCACAGUCACGUCCGGAGGAUAAUAGCCAGCAAUGUUGCAGAUGAGAGUGGGUGGCAGAGCUUCACUUGCCAAGCCCAGUCGUACUUUGGGAGAAGCUGGAAGAGAGAAUAAGAUUCCAGAGGGGUCAGUGGGACAACGGAGAAGACUAAAGCCUUCUCUUCCUGCCGAGAGUGAGCUAGGAUGUGGAGGCUGAAGCUUCAUCCUCAGUGGAGUGCCAAGGGCGGUGAGGAGUCCACCCUGGGUGCAGGCCAUAAAGGGGUACAUCUUCCACAGGUAGUUGAAAGACAGUAGUAAAACCAACUAGCGACGGGCUUGCUUCUCAUCACCAUAAGUGAUGAGAAGCAAGUGACUUUAAGGGUAUCAGUGAGGAAACCCUCUUCUCCACCAGGACCACUCCCACUGCGCCUCCUUGGUUUGCUGCUGCUCCUUUAGGGUGUGUGAUUGGAGGCAGCCGGCCAGGGCAGGGCAACCGGAUCCUGGUCUGGGAGGUUUUCUCAGUGGGCUUACCCAAAGUGUGACAGAAGACAAUCUGAUGCCAUCUGCACCUCUAGAGUGGAGAUGGCAUUUAGGUUGUGGGAAUGCAGUCUGCCUCUCAGGAAAUUUGGACUCCACUUUGGAAAACACUCCCAAUAAGCCUAUCCCUUCCCCUCUCCCCCAGAGAAGCGAGUUCUGGCCUCACCUUGGACGUGGAGCUGGAUGAUUUGUUGAGCUUGGUACAGAGAGGUGGUGACCUGGCAAAUGUAGGCCCCCUCGUCCUUCAGAGUGAGGCUGGGUAGCUUGAGCGAGGCGUCCCCGGCCAGGAGGAGCUGCUCGGGCUCCAGGGUAGCGCCCUCUCGCCUGGCGUGGCCCUGCCCUGCGGUCCAGCUGUACACCAGCUGGCCACUGCCUUUGUGCUGCAGCCGCCACUCCACUCUGGCGAGGUCCCAGCCCGGAGCCAUGGAGAAGCCACAGUGCAGGGAGGCUGAGGACCCCCGCUGGAGACUCAGGGACGGGGUCUGUGUUGACACCUGGAACUCCACUGUGAUGAGAGAGAGAGAGAGGGCGAUGAGUUCAGCUUCCUCUUGAGACCACCUGACCUGAGCUGUGGGCAUGUGGGUACACAUCUGCCCCUGCCUCCUUUCUUGGACAGUGAGGGCAGUUGGGCUCAUUUCCCAGACAGGUGGAACCACAAA
Pipistrellus kuhlii (Kuhl's pipistrelle) is the source of this 2849-nucleotide messenger RNA. It is a transcript of the gene VAMP1, whose product is annotated as vesicle associated membrane protein 1. Gene Ontology annotation, cellular component: SNARE complex; plasma membrane. The coding region runs from base 172 to 525 and encodes 117 amino acids. Lineage: Eukaryota; Metazoa; Chordata; Mammalia; Chiroptera; Vespertilionidae. Gene Ontology annotation, biological process: SNARE complex assembly; vesicle-mediated transport; vesicle fusion. Gene Ontology annotation, molecular function: SNAP receptor activity; syntaxin binding. The record is from RefSeq and is a predicted model, not a curated record. The transcript has 5 exons.